Acanthoscelides obtectus is the source of this 376-nucleotide messenger RNA. The record is from the annotation of a GenBank genome assembly. Lineage: Eukaryota; Metazoa; Arthropoda; Insecta; Coleoptera; Chrysomelidae.
GAAUAAAAUGCAGCAAAAUAGUAACUGCGCCAUUUGCAGUUAUCCGAUGGCGCGCGGCAAUUGCAGGAUCGUGGGGAAGAAGGGAAUUAGUACACUGAUCACACAGAGCAAACGCGUGGAAGACAAAAAAUGGUUGGAUUGGGAAAAAAAGGAAAAACUGGACUGCCAUGAGAAGUGUAGACUUUCAUACUCGGUCAGUGGAACGUAUACUCAGCAUUUUGCGUUGAAUGCACCAAAUAACAAUGUCGUAGCUGCAAGGGAUGAGGUUCCUGAUUUCCAUUACGCUGAUAAUUGCUUCAUUUGUGGUUUGAGUAUAAUAAAAGAUGCGAAAACAAAAAUCUGUACAGUCACACAAAAGAGACGCGUGAUAACUUGA